Molecule: messenger RNA, 1665 nt
Organism: Crotalus tigris (Tiger rattlesnake)
Lineage: Eukaryota; Metazoa; Chordata; Lepidosauria; Squamata; Viperidae
Gene: UBE2L6
Product: ubiquitin conjugating enzyme E2 L6
Exons: 4
Coding region: 481-948 (155 amino acids)
Biological process (GO): ubiquitin-dependent protein catabolic process; protein polyubiquitination
Cellular component (GO): nucleus
Molecular function (GO): ubiquitin conjugating enzyme activity
Source: RefSeq, a predicted model, not a curated record
UUUUUGACUCACUCACAUCUCACUAUUUACGACGACGCCUGAGGAGUAAAAAGAAAGGGAAAAAGAAAGGGGGCCAUUAUCUUUUCCAGACGCGCUCCUCAUAAUAGCUCGGCACAGAAGAAACAGAGUUAGAAACUGCCUGGGACAUAAUCUCGCUAGCUUGUACUAGACUGGAGACUGUUUCUCGGAUCUUUCAUUUUAUUCCUUUGUUUAAGGUUUCAUUGCGUUGCCUUCCGCUGCCGAGAAACUCUGAAUACAGGGACUGUAGUAGCCGGGAUUUUAAUUGAAUCUGACGUUGCUAGGGAAAGGGGCAGAGUUGAUCGCUGAGGGGAAAGACCGGCGUCCGACCAAGCAAAAGCAGCUGCAAGGGAUCCUUUGGCGGAGGCGACCCUCUUCCUCCUCUCCCUGCCUGGUGCGCGAGAGGGAUCCGGGGGCGUGAGGGAGGCAGGUCGAGCGCAUUCGUGAUCGGAUCGAAGGAAAAUGGCGGUAGCCAGCCGGAGGGUGGCGAAGGAACUUGAUAUCAUUAAAAAAUCAGAGUUACGAUGCUUCCGGGAUAUUCAAGCAGAUGUGACCAAUAUUCUCCUUUGGAAAGGACUUCUAAUGCCGGAUAAUUCUCCAUACAAUAAAGGAGCCUUCUGGAUUGAGAUAGAAUUUCCAUGUGAGUAUCCACUCAAGCCUCCCACUAUAACCUUCAAAACCAAGAUCUACCACCCCAAUGUGGAUGAGGAGGGUAAACUCUGCCUGCCAAUCAUCAGCAAGACAAACUGGCAGCCUUAUACAAAGAUGGACCAAGUGAUUCAGGCCUUGAUCCAUCUGCUAAAUAUGCCUGAAUUAGAAAGGCCGCUACGUCCAGACUUGGCCAAGGAGUUCAGGGAAGAUCAUGAGAAAUUCCUGUUACGGGCAGAAGAUCACACCAGCAAUUUCAGUGAGAAGCGACCGUGCGAAUGAACUAUUCUCCCUGACUGGAGUCCGCCUUACAUAAUGCCCUAUUUUAUUUUUUUUAGCCCCACAAAUCUUUGUCUACUAACAAGAUGAUAGAGAAGAAGAACCCACAAAAAAUGUGCAUGAUGAAAACUUGGAUUUUUCUGACAUUAAAGCCAGAACUAUUCAUUUGGGAAACAUUCAUACCCUUGAACAAACAUAGAUUCAAAGAUGAGACACGGAUUCAUUUUAUUAAGUUAAAGAUCUGUGCCUGAAUAUGAAUGAAAACUUGUGUUGCUUUCCCCAUCCUGAAGCUAAAAUCUUAUUUCUCGAAAGGGUAGUUCUGGCUUUAAAGUCAGUACUGGAUUUCAAUAAAUUUCAAAUCAAACUGAAGAGAUGACACAGUUUUCUAAAACAGAACAAUAUUUUCCUCCAAAAGAGCAGAACAAAUUAGGACAUUUGCAAAGUUUCAGGAGUACAUCAGAGAAGUAGAGUUAGAAUUCCACAGAGAAAACUUAAAGUAAUAAGUUUUCUAUUUUCCAAAUACAGAAAAACUGGGUUGAUAAGAGGAGGGGAAAAACUGAGAGAUUUGCUGUGAAAGCAAAGAAUGACUUAUCAGGAAUAGACCAAUAGGAAUGUUUCUGGAAAAAACAAUAUGGCAUGUGAUGCUUUGCUAUAUGCCAUUCCCUUGCUAGAAUAUUUACCUUGGAUGAAGAAAAUAAACACAUUCUUAAUUCUUUCUAA